Hippopotamus amphibius kiboko is the source of this 8038-nucleotide messenger RNA. It is a transcript of the gene ITGA3, whose product is annotated as integrin subunit alpha 3. Gene Ontology annotation, cellular component: external side of plasma membrane; integrin complex. NCBI's taxonomy places the organism in Eukaryota, Metazoa, Chordata, Mammalia, Artiodactyla, Hippopotamidae. The transcript is spliced from 26 exons. The record is from RefSeq and is a predicted model, not a curated record. Bases 536 to 3691 code for a protein of 1051 amino acids. Gene Ontology annotation, molecular function: integrin binding. Gene Ontology annotation, biological process: cell adhesion mediated by integrin; integrin-mediated signaling pathway; leukocyte migration.
GGAGGGGCGGUGCUGCCCCUUUAAGAGGAGGCGGCCGAGCCGGGACCUUUUCUCUUUCCCCGGAAGGAAAGCUUAGCCCCGGCUGGGCGCGCAAGGUGGGGAGGUGCGGGGCUGGGCGUGGGGAGGCGGGGCGCGCGCGGGGGGGGGACCCCUCCUUCGCGUCCUCCCUGCGGUCGACCGGUCCGCCUGCCCAGAUCCGCAGCUGAGCCCGGAUCGGAGGCGACCGUGCGGCCAAGUGGGCGCGGCCGGCACGAGCUGGGGGGCAGGGUGCCCGGGGCAGGGGGGCGGUGACCCGGGACAUUGCAGGCGGGAGAAUAGACCCGCGGACUUCGGAGGGGCAUCCGAGAGCUCAGACCGUGAGCGGACGUGAAACUGACCAGGGCUCGGGGCUAGAAACUGAUCAGCGCUGCGGGACUCAGGCACGCCGCGGGCCAGAGUGUUCUCCGGUGGCGCGGGGGAGCAGGUGAACAGGUCCUCACUCGCAGCUCCACGCCCUCACGCGCUCUCGCCCGAGCCCCGGCCCCCGCCCGCAGCCAUGGGCCCCGGCCCCAACCGCGCCGUCCGCGUCCUACGCCCGGUGCUCUGCGCGCUCGCUUUGAUGGUGGCCGUCAGCGACCGCGUCGCCUCCGCCUUCAACCUGGACACCCGAUUCCUGGUGGUGAAAGAGGCCGGGAACCCGGGCAGCCUCUUCGGCUACUCCGUCGCCCUCCAUCGGCAGACGGAGCGGCAGCAGCGCUACCUGCUCUUGGCUGGUGCCCCCCGGGACCUCGCCGUGCCUGAUGGCUAUACCAACCGGACUGGUGCUGUGUACCUGUGCCCACUCAGUGCCAGCAAGGAUGACUGUGAGCGGAUGGACAUCGCGGAGAAAAAUGACCCCGACCAUCACCUUAUCGAGGACAUGUGGCUUGGGGUGACUGUGGCCAGCCAGGGUCCCGCCGGCAGAGUUCUGGUCUGUGCCCACCGCUACACCCAGGUGCUGUGGUCGGGGUCAGAGGACCAGCGGCGCAUGGUGGGCAAGUGCUAUGUGAGGGGCAACGACCUGGAGCUGGACCCCAGUGACGACUGGCAGACCUACCACAAUGAGAUGUGCAACAGCAACACCGACUACCUGGAGACGGGCAUGUGCCAGCUGGGCACCAGCGGCGGCUUCACCCGAAACACUGUGUACUUUGGCGCUCCUGGUGCCUACAACUGGAAAGGAAACAGCUACAUGAUUCAGCGGAAGGACUGGGAUUUAUCCGAAUAUAGUUACAAGGACCCAGAGGACCAAGGAAACCUUUAUAUUGGCUACACAAUGCAGGUGGGCAGUGCCAUCCUGCACCCCACGAACAUCACCAUUGUGACAGGUGCUCCUCGGCACCAGCAUGUGGGCGCUGUCUUUUUGCUGAGCCAGGAGGCAGGUGGAGACCUGCGGAGGAGGCAGGUGCUGGAGGGCACACAGGUGGGCGCCUAUUUUGGCAGCGCCAUUGCCCUGGCAGACCUGAACAAUGAUGGGUGGCAGGACCUUCUGGUGGGUGCCCCCUAUUACUUUGAGCGGAAGGAGGAGGUAGGGGGUGCCAUUUAUGUCUUCAUGAACCAGGCAGGCACCUCCUUCCCAGCCCACCCCUCCCUCCUUCUUCACGGCCCCAGUCGCUCCGCCUUCGGCUUCUCUGUGGCAAGCAUUGGUGACAUCAACCAGGAUGGAUUCCAGGACAUUGCUGUGGGAGCCCCGUUUGAGGGCUUGGGCAACGUGUACAUCUACCACGGCAGCUCCAGCGGGCUCCUCAGACAGCCCCAGCAGGUAAUCCACGGAGAGAAGCUGGGACUGCCCGGCUUGGCCACCUUCGGCUACUCCCUGAGUGGGCAGGUGGAUGUGGAUGAGAACUUCUACCCGGACCUGCUGGUGGGGAGCCUGUCAGACCGUAUCGUGCUGCUGCGGGCCCGGCCUGUCAUCAACAUCCUCCACAGGACCUUGGUGGCCAGGCCAUCCGUACUGGACCCCGCACUCUGCACGGCCACCUCCUGCGUGCAGGUGGAGCUGUGCUUUGCUUACAACCAGAGUGCUGGGAACCCCAACUACAGGCGGAACAUCACCCUGGCCUACACUCUGGAGGCCGACCGGGACCGCCGCCCACCCCGGCUCCGCUUUGCACUCAGCCAGUCCGCUGUCUUCCACGGCUUCUUCUCCAUGCCCGAGAUGCACUGCCAGACGCUGGAGCUGCUCCUGAUGGACAACGUCCGUGACAAACUCCGACCCAUCGUCAUCUCCAUGAACUACUCUUUACCUGUGCGGAUGCCUGAGCGCCCGCGACUGGGGCUUCGAUCCCUGGACGCCUACCCGGUCCUCAACCAGGCGCAGGCUCUGGAGAACCACACGGAGGUCCAGUUCCAGAAGGAGUGCGGGCAGGACAACAAGUGCGACAGCAACUUGCAGAUGCGGGCGGCCUUCGUGUCUGAGCAGGGGCAGCAGCUGAGCAGGCUCCAGUACAGGAGAGACUUCCGAAAACUGCUCCUGGGCAUCGACGUGACCAACACCCCGAGCCGGGAGCGGGCUGGGGAAGACGCCCACGAGGCGCUGCUCACUCUGGUGGUGCCUCCCGCCCUCCUGCUGUCCUCAGUGCGCCCUCCUGGAGCCUGCCAAGCCAACGAGACCAUCGUUUGUGAGCUGGGGAACCCCUUCAAACGGAACCAGAGGAUGGAGCUGCUCAUUGCCUUUGAGGUCAUUGGGGUGACCCUGCACACAAGGGAGCUCCAGGCACAGCUGCAGCUCUCCACGUCAAGUCACCAGGAUGACCUGCGGCCCAUGACCUUGACCCUAACGGUGGACUACACACUCCAGGCCUCACUCAGCAUGGUGAGUCACCGGCUUCAAAGCUUCUUUGGGGGGACAGUGAUGGGCGAGGCUGGCAUGAAAACUGUGGAGGAUGUGGGAAGCGCUCUCAAAUACGAGUUCCAGGUGGGCCCAAUGGGAGAAGGGCUGGCAGCCCUUGGGACUCUGGUCCUGGGGUUGGAGUGGCCCUAUGAAGUCCGCAAUGGCAAGUGGCUGUUGUACCCCACGGAGAUCACUGUCCACGGCAAUGGGUCCUGGCACUGCCGGCCACUUGGAGACCUCGUCAACCCUCUCAACCUCACUCUCUCUGUUCCUGGGGACAGGCCGCCAUCUCCACAGCGCAGGCGGCGACAGCUGGACCCAGGGGGAGGCCAGGGCCCCCCGCCUGUCACUCUGGCUGCUGCCAAAAAAGCCAAGUCUGAGAUCCAACUGAGCUGUGGCAGUGACCGCACCCGCUGUGUGUGGCUGGAGUGCCCCAUUCCUGAUGCCCCCGUCAUCACCAACGUGACAGUGCAGGCACGAGUGUGGAACAGCACCUUCAUCGAGGAUUACAGAGACUUUGACAGAGUCAGGGUAUCCAGCUGGGCCACCCUGUUCCUCCGAACCAGUGUCCCCACCAUCAACAUGGAGAACAAGACAGUGCGGUUCUCCGUGGACAUUGACUCUGACCUGGUGGAGGAGCUGCCAGCCGAGAUCGAGCUGUGGCUGGUGCUUGUGGCUGUGAGUGCCGGGCUGCUGCUGCUGGGGCUGAUCAUCCUCUUGCUGUGGAAGUGCGGCUUCUUCAAGCGAGCCCGCACUCGCGCCCUGUAUGAAGCUAAGAGGCAGAAGGCGGAGAUGAAGAGCCAGCCGUCAGAGACAGAGAGGCUGACGGACGACUACUGAGGGGGGCGGCCCCCUGCCCCCGGCCCACCUGGUGUGACUUCUUUAAGCGGACCCGCUAUUACCGGAUCAUGCCCAAGUACCAUGCAGUGCGGAUCCGGGAGGAGGAGCGCUACCCACCUCCAGGGGGCACCCUGCCCACCAAGAAGCACUGGGUGACCAGCUGGCAGACUCGGGACCGAUACUACUGACAUCCUCCCUGUUCCCACCCCUGCUCCCCCAGUGUCCCCUUCUAUUUAUCAUAAGUCGUGCCCUGACAAUCCACAGGGGCCACUGCCUUUGGCUGGCACCGGCAGGCUCGGGCACACACACCUCUUUAAGUGCAUGCACGUGCCGUCCAGCCAUGGUCUCCGCCCUGAAGGCGGGCUGGGGCCGUGGACCUAGCACUGCAGAGCACCAGAGCCCUGUGCCCUGGACACAUAUGAGCGCAUGUGGGUCCCACUGCUUGUAGACUGUGCUUGUGCACCCUGGAUGGUGCACAGACAUGCGUGUCCCAGCCACUGCCUGUGCCAAAGCCAAGCCAGAGGGCCUCCGCCAGAGCCAGGAGGAAGAGGCCCCCAAUGUGGUGACACCUCCCCUGUUCACACUGGACCCAUCGUGAGCCAUAGUCACUGGAUUGACUCUGACCUCGAGAUGAAAACUACUGACAGGGAGCAGCCCACCAGGCCCCCGGUGCAGCUCCCAGCACCCAUGCCAGAGAGUGGGAGCCUGCCUGAGGUUGUCCAACGGGGUGUUCACAGGACCUGGCAUGCUGAGACCCAAGAGCAGAAUGAACUAGAAAGAAGAUUCCCCAGGAUGGCUUUCUUUCAUGAAUCCCUGCGAAACCUCUGUCCUCAGCCAUGGCAUCCCACACACUACCAGGAAAUUCAGCCCAAAGAAACACAGAUGGACACGGUGCUAGGCAGCCAGGACACACUGCGCCAGGACUGCCCUGGGAGCACGAUGGGAUCUUCAACAGAGGAAGGGGACCAGUCCUGGGCCGAGGAGAUGUUGGAAGGAUGUAGAGCAGAUACCACUUUUCACCCACAUUACCAUCCUGGCCUUGAAGGCCUGGAGGAACCCCCACGAGAUCACAGAGGGAGCGACACUUGAAUGUAGAACAGGGAGGGAGCCCCAUCGUGCCACAUCAGCCAGACCUCAGUCUGCCCCCACUGACCAUGGGUUGGAGACCUAGAAGUGGAGCUCUUGGCUGUCCUUGGCUUUCAGAGCCAGCUUAGCUCUGCCUUCUCCCCUGUGGCUUAUUCUAGAAGUUGAGGCUGGUUCCAGAAAACCUCUCCUGACCCCUGCCUGUUAGCAGGCCCCCUCCCUAACCCCUCCCCCCUUCCAUGGUACUGUAGUAGGGGAGCUCCAUCCCCCUCCUUGUGCCUUCUUUGUAUAUAGGCUUCUCAUGGCAACCAGUAAACAGCUCCCAGUUUGUACACACUGCAUCUGCCUCCAUCCACCCCCAUGCCUUACCAACACCAUUCAGUGUGAUGGACCAUGAUACCUAGCUGACCCCCAGGUGGACAAAGCCAGGUGCGGGGCUCUUAGAGGUUGGGAGGGUGAAGCUCUAUGGUGGAGAUACUGGUUCCUGUUCUCAGGGGUGCCCCAGCCUAAGAGCUGGUCAUGGUCACAUAACUGAGGUCCAGAACAUCAGAUGAGAGGGAAGACCUGAGUAGACUGGAUGGAAUCCAAAAUAGCUUCUUGGUGGAUAGUGUGCUGGCCCUGGGUGAGGAGGGCUGGUAGAGGUGGUGGUGUGCAGGCUCUGGAAGAGGCAGGAAGCUACUCUGCUGUAAAAGUAGGUAUUCCUGGGUAGUGGUGGAGCAAGGCUGAGUGCAUGGGUGGAGAACCGAGAGCCCUCGUCUGGUGGCUAAAUUCAGAUAAGAACCUAAUUUACUGCCUCAGUUUCCCCACAACCAGGCCAAGGCACUAUGAUGAGUAGAUCAGAAGGUGAACCAGUGACCCAAGGCUGGAAGAACUGAAGGGUCAUAGUAUCCAUUCCCCAGCCUCUGGGCAGCAGUACCCGUAGCCCUGGUCGGCGCAGCUCCUCCAGACGUGCUUCUGUCCUGAGCCCACAGCCACAGCGUUGGGUCAAGGUCGCCGCCGCUUCCUUUGCACUAUGGUUGUCCUAAAUUGUGGCACAGGUCCUUCUCUUAAUUGUCCCCAAGGUGGUGACCUUUAGCAAGAAAGAAGGCUGGAAAUUACUACCCAGAGAAGCCUAGAGGCAGAUCUUCAAUUCAGCUACUCAGAGCCCUGAGACCCAGCCGCUAUCCCGGUUCCUCCUGACAUCUGCCUCCCUGUGGCAGCUGUCUGCCCUCCACCCUCUCUACCAGAGCCCACCCCCUCACUUUCUGUGCUGGGAUUUAUCACUGAUUGAUAUUGAAAUGCCCCAUUCCUCCAGGAAAACUCCAGCCCCUACCCAGAGCUCUCAGAACCAGUAACUGGAGACCUCAGUUUGUUUUCCAGAAUCUGGGUUAGUCACUGAGCCAGGAAUAAUACACAUGUGGGAUGUCAAAACCCAGCUCAGGCUGAGCAGAGUUCAGUCCGGUUUGGUCCAGUCCUUUGCAGCCACUUCCUGCUGAAGCAAGAAGUGGGAUCUACGCAUCCUUCUGACCAGCUUCACAGGCCCAGCCCCAACCUCCUGUGAGCAACUUUUUGGAUGAGAACACACUGUCUCACACAAACACUGUGAGAAUAAGUAGUCAUUUUUCAGGACUGGUGAAGCUACACUUUCGUGAAAGAAACAUUCUGGCAGAGAUGCAGUAACGUCCACUUUACAGAAAAGGACCCUUAAUAAUGCCAAGCUUCUUGAGCUCCUUGGAGCUGCAGCACCUCCACACAGUUUCAGAAGAGGGUCUUGGCUCUUGUAUCACUAAAAGAACCCAUAAGGUAAAUUUCCCUCUUCUGGACACAGGGCUGGAUUGCACUUCCUGGGCCCUUCUGGUUAGAUGAGGUCAUGUGAGGCCAUUCUGGCCAAUGAGUUGUCAGCCAGAGGGAAGGGGCACAGUUCUGGGCCGGAGACAGUUAAUCACUGGGUGAGACUCUCCCAGUUCUGCUUCUCCUAACUCUGCUGCUGUGGAAGCCUGUGUUGAGAUAAAGCUUCUGUCAGUCUGAGUCCUUGAGAGCCCCCCCACCACCACCAACCCAUGUUGUACAUGUGGCGGGAAAUUUGGGGGGUUUUGUUACCUCCCAUCACCUAACCUAGCUUGACUGAUACACCACACUGCACCACUCCUGCUACCACCCUGCAGCAAUGUCGGCAGGAGGAAUUUAAUCCAAGUUCAGAGUAUGAACUUCCAUAAUGGUAUGGAAGUCCAUCUCCAAGGGUGCUGUGCUUGGUGCUGGAGACAGAGCAGUGGACAGGACGGACACAGCCCUGCCCUCCCGGAGCUUGAAGUCUAGUUGGGGAGACAGAUGAGUCAUCAGAUGAUUACCACUCAGUGUGACAAGCUAAAAUAGUGCUAGAUCAGGAGGCCUAGGCAACCUUUGGAGGGAGCCCGUAACCCAGCCUGGGGGGUCAGGGACCUGAAGAAUGGGUAGGCGAAAGUGAGAAGAAAGAAUGAUCCCUGGGUUCAGAGACAGCAUUUGCAACAGUGGGGAGGUCGAAGGCUGGUUCAAGGCAGCAGACAAGCGUGGCUGGGAGCUAAGCAGGAGAGCGUGGAGAGUUAAGAUGAGGCUGGAGGUGAGGCUGGAGAGCUAAGGCAAAGCAGGUCGUGUGAGAACUGGAAAGGCUCACAUGAAGAGAAGUGGAGAGCCAUCAAAAGGCUGUGAGCAAGGGAAGUAACGCCUUCAGAUUUGCAGUUGAAAAGGAUCCCUGAACCUGUUUCCUCAUCUAUAAAGUGGGGAUAACAGUAGCACAGUAGAGCUGCCUGAAGAAUUAAACCAAAUGAGGCAUGCAAACAGUGCCUGGCACACGGGCUAUCAUUCAUUCAGCUACGGCAGUCCCUUCCAUUGUGCAGCCUUGCCCAUAGCUCUUCAUUGGCUACAACUGCAUUCUGUUAUAACUAUUUAUUUACUUAUGUAGCUCCCUCCCAAGGGAUAAGACCAUGUCCCAGCCCUGUCUAUGUUUCCCGUUCCCAGCAUAUAAGCCUAGCACCUAUUAGGCACUUGGUGAGUGCCCGCCAAGGACUGAACAGUGAAAAACACCUCAAAGGGGCAAGUGGGAGGCGUGGGGGGAACAGGACAUACCGCGUUCGACCACAGGAGGGCGCGCUGUGUUCCCACGCGAGAGCCGGGCUGCUGGGCAAGGGCGAGCUCUCAGCCUCCAGCACACAUCACCUUGCAGGACCUUUCUCUAAGGAAGCCUAGUGCGGACAAAGGUUGCUUUCUCAGGUCAAAUGAGUGGAGAAUAAUAAAAUAAAAGUGUUUUGA